UAAUUUACUUGUAGACUCAUGGACUUUUUCCCACCAAAUAAACGCACUGAAGAUUAUUUAAAACAAGUUUUCCUUGAAAAGGAUCUAACUGAAAUAAUAAAACUACACAAGGCUCAGGCAAGCCAAGAAGCAAAACGUGAAUUGCAACAAACUUUAAUUGACGACAUUAAUGAUGAAAAAGCACACUCAGAAAUAACAGCAAAUAUCAAAGAUUUUGCACUGAAAUCUAACAUUCCCGAUCAUGAAGUUAUUAUAAUUAUUUGGUCUACUAUAAUGUCACUCGGCGAAUGGAAUAAAAAAGAAGAACUUGUAACUGAUCAAGCAGUAAGGCAUCUAAGGGGCUACUGCCCACUUUUACAAGCUUUUGCUUCAACUGAUCGAUCCGAAUUGGCACUUAUAUUGAAGGUGCAAGAAUUCUGUUACGAAAACAUGAAUUUUAUGAAGGCUUUCCAUAAAAUAGUUUUGUUGUUUUAUAAAACUGACGUACUUUCUGAAGAAAUUAUACUCAAAUGGUUCAAAGAAGCGCAUUCGAGCAAGGGCAAGAUGCAUUUCUUGGAACAAAUGAAAAAAUUUGUUGAAUGGCUACAGCUCGCUGAAGAAGGUGAGUGUGAACUAAUUAAUUUUAGAAUUAAAAUUAAAGUGUUAAGCAGAAGGCAAUAUUUUGAGAAUAAUUUUGAUUAAUAAAUACAUACUUAU
Messenger RNA from Teleopsis dalmanni, 696 nucleotides. RefSeq names its product protein krasavietz-like. Gene Ontology annotation, molecular function: protein binding. NCBI's taxonomy places the organism in Eukaryota, Metazoa, Arthropoda, Insecta, Diptera, Diopsidae. The transcript has 3 exons. Gene Ontology annotation, cellular component: cytoplasm; membrane. The coding region runs from base 19 to 681 and encodes 220 amino acids. The record is from RefSeq and is a predicted model, not a curated record.